This is a messenger RNA of Labrus mixtus (cuckoo wrasse), 1669 nucleotides long. Its product is annotated as rho-related GTP-binding protein RhoV-like. The record is from RefSeq and is a predicted model, not a curated record. The transcript is spliced from 3 exons. The coding region runs from base 692 to 1366 and encodes 224 amino acids. Gene Ontology annotation, biological process: small GTPase-mediated signal transduction. Gene Ontology annotation, molecular function: GTP binding; GTPase activity. Lineage: Eukaryota; Metazoa; Chordata; Actinopteri; Labriformes; Labridae.
AGCUCAAUGUCCACUUGAGAAGACAAUGUAGGUCUACGUUAUACAUGAACAUUUUAAUCAUGUUACUGGAACACCAGUUCAGAAUUGAAAGCAGCUUCUGGAAGGUGUCCGCCGAUGCUGGAGCAACAUCUCCCUCUAUGGACAAAUAAUGGUAUUACACCCACUCACAGACAAAAUGUGUAGUGUAGAAAGUUAAUGCGAAGUAGCCUAUGAUAGACACUAAGCAACACGGGUUUUUUUGGGGUUUUUUUUUUUUGCGUAACCCUACCAGGAUGAAGCGGACUGUUUAGAUAAAAUAAAAUAAUUGUUUUAUAUGUCCAUAUAGGGUAGAGCUCUUCAACUGGAGUCUAAAGCACUUUAAAGUAAAGCAAGUCUGUCUCAUUAUCGGUAACUGCCCGCUUUUAUGAAGAUGCCUUGAAGGUCAAAUGAGCUGACCGACCCCAGUGGUCAGGCCAGGGGUCGUGAAGGUGGGAGUGACUAACGGAAACAGACAUGAGGGAGCAUCACCCUCUGAUUGGGCGCCUUUGUUCUUUUAAAUCAGAGUGUCCUUUACAUCAACGGGUCUCCUGGGGGAUAUGAAGACGUCUUUUACAGUAUGGGCUAAUGCUGCCUUCACUACCGCAAGGAGUUUUUUGUUUUUUUUCUUAAAGCUGCAGGGGUAAUGGAGUUGUAAUAAUCUACACGCAAAAAGAUGGCCUGUCAGAGACAUGAAAAAGCAUGCAAACUGAGGGAGGAGGUGAGCUGCAUGCUGGUUGGUGAUGGAGCUGUGGGGAAGACCAGCAUGAUCAUCAGUUACAUCUUUAAUGGAUACAACAGCGAGUACAGACAGACAGCGUUUGAUGUUUUCUCUGGUUUGGUGCACGUGAAUGGAAUCCCAACUCGUAUCAAGCUUAUUGACACAGCAGGACAGGAGGAAUUUGGACAUCUUCGCUCUUUGUGCUAUGCCCAUGUGGACGUCUUCAUCCUCUGCUUCAGCCUGGUCAACCCUGUUUCCUUUGACAACAUCACCUCCAAAUGGAUCCCACAGAUCCGCACUGGAAACCAGACCUCUCCCAUCAUUCUGGUAGGGACUCAGUCGGACCUUUGCCACAAUGUUGAAAUUCUCAUUCACCUGGACCAGAUUUUGAACACCAAACCUGUGAGCAUCAGGAGGGCCAGGAGGCUGGCGCACAGGAUCCGAGCUCAGGACUAUGUGGAGUGUUCAGCUCUGACACAGAACAACCUGAAAGAUGUUUUUGAUUCUGCUAUAUCUGCAGCUAUCAAGCACAAGCAGGCCGGUGGAGCAAAAUCUAAAAAGCUCAGCCCACUAAAGCGCUUCAAGACUUUUUGUGAUUUUGGAUGGAGGAAAAUCUUCUAUUUAAUCUGAAGUGGAAUCAAACAGUGGAUUGAAUGAACUCAAGCUUGGUUGAAACAGUGUUUUGGUGUGAAAUUAUGCAUUUGUAUCAAAACAUUUCUCCAACAACUAAGUGUGCACCAAACCAAAGUUUUAGGACCAUGACACCCUUGCAUUGUCAUCAAUCCUAAAGGUCUUUUUGCUAUAUAAUUCUGCUCUUGUAUUUACCUUGCCCUUUCUUGGUUUAAUGUUUUAUAUUUUGAUGUUCAUAUACGUGUUUGUAUGUUUUUGUGUGUUAUUGCUUUAAAAAAAUGCAUUGCAGUGUAAAAUCAUAAA